AGUGUCAGAAGGCCGCAGGCUCGUGGUCCCUGACCGGUCGACGCAGCCUCCUCCCGGUUCCAGAGAAUCAGAGUCACGUUCAGUCAGUGGCCGACUCCCGUCCGCGGAGGUGGUGCGCGUUGUCGUUCCUUCGGCUCUCAUACCAGUGUCGAGAGGGGUUUUCCGGUAUCCAAGCCGUGGGUCCGGCCGAUCUUCAGCGGGAAUGACGGCCAUCAGGAGCACGUGGUCGUCGGUGCUUCUUAUAUUUAUUAUAGGAUUAUGCCUGCACGACGUCUUUGCGAAACACCAUCACAUAAAAUUGAGGCACGAAAGACAUCGUCGUCAACAUGGAGAAAGCUAUUUGCCUAGUAGCUUCGUGUUGGAUACGGAUGAAUCUGAACAAGGAACGUGGGGACCAUGGUCCACACCUAGCUCAUGUUCCAGGUCCUGUGGUGGUGGUGUCGCGCAUCAGACUAGACAGUGUCUUGAUAUAGACGACAAUGGCUACAACAGGUGCAGUGGUGCGUCGAGGCGAUUCUUCUCUUGUAAUAUCCAGGAAUGUCCCGGUGAAUCGAAGGACUUCCGAGCAGAGCAGUGCGCCGAAUUCAACAACGUUCCGUUCGAAGGAAUUCACUAUGAUUGGAUUCCGUACACCGGCGGGCCGAACAAGUGUGAAUUGAAUUGCAUGCCGCGCGGCGAGCGUUUCUUCUACAGGCACAAACAGAUGGUGAUCGACGGGACGCCAUGCGAGAUCGAGAAGAACGACGUCUGUGUCGGAGGCAAAUGCAUGCACGUCGGGUGUGACAUGAUGCUUGGUAGCGACGUAAAGGAGGAUGCAUGCAGAGAAUGCGGUGGUGAUGGGUCCAACUGUAACACCGUUUCCGGUUUAUUUGAUACCGACGAUCUUCAAGUGGGAUACAUCGAUAUUAUACUGAUCCCGCAGGCUGCAACAAACGUGAUAAUAAAAGAAAUCAAACCGUCGAACAAUUAUCUAGCUAUUAGAAACACUUCAGGCAAUUAUUAUCUAAAUGGAAACUGGAGGAUAGAUUUUCCACGAAGCUUAAAAUUUGCCGGGACCAUAUUCCAUUAUUCGAGAGAUCCGCAAGGUUUCUCGGCACCCGAUACCAUUACCGCCUUAGGGCCGACGAGUGAACCAAUUUACGUGGUGCUUUUGUAUCAAGACCACAAUGUCGGCGUGCAUUACGAGUAUAGCGUGCCGAAGAGAAUCUCGCAGCAAAAUGAUGCGGAUAGUUACACAUGGAUAACCGAUGAAUUUUCCAGCUGCAGUGCGACUUGUGGCGGAGGUUAUCAAUCGAGACGAGUUGCCUGCGUACGAAGAAGGGACAGGCAACCGGUGGAUGAGAGCCUUUGCGAUCCACAGAUGGAACCAGAUACAACCGACGCCUGUAACGUGGAUCCAUGUCCACCUGUGUGGGUGGAGGGCGAGUGGGGUCCUUGUAGCAAGCAUUGCGGCGAAGGAGGUGAGCAGAGCAGAGGGAUCAAAUGCGAACAGGUCAUCUCUGGUGGAAUCCCUACGGUGGUGGACGAUAGUCAGUGUCUGGAGAAGGUGGGACCAAAAGGGCCGACCAAACAGGAGUGUAACAAGAACGUGACGUGCCCACAAUUUCACGUUGGACCCUGGAAACCGUGUGAUCAUUUAUGCGGUCCAGGGAAGCAAACGAGAAGAGUGACGUGUUACAUGAAGGUGAACGGAAAGAUUCAACUGCUGAAGGAUCAGGCCUGCGAGGGAGAGGUUCCCAAGUCUGAGAAACCUUGCGAAUUGAGACCUUGUGCCGGUCUCGACUGGGUCACGUCGGAUUGGAGUGGAUGCGACGACAAAUGUGGUCUGACUGAAGAGACGAGGACAACGUACUGCGCUACUCAAGAUGGGUCCGUUUAUCCGGACGAAAAAUGCGACGCUGAAAAGAAGCCGGAGUUGACGCGAGAUUGUGAAGCUGAAAAGGAUUGCGAAUUCCUCUGGUUCGCCUCUCAAUGGAGCGAUUGUUCAGCGAAAUGUGGGUCAGGUGUACAGACACGCAAGGUGUUCUGUGGCACGUUCGAUGACGAAACGGUGAAGAAAGUGCCAGACGAGAAGUGCGACGCAGACAAGAAAUUCAACGAGACGAAGAACUGCACUGCCAAAGAGGAGUGCAAAGGUGAAUGGUUCGCUGGUCCGUGGAGCAAGUGCUCGAAACCGUGCGGUGGUGGUACGAUGAACCGCAAGGUAAUUUGCAUGAAAGCCAACAUGACGGUCACAACGAACAACUGCGACUCUAAUACGAUCAUAUUCUCCAUGGAAAAUUGCAACAACCAAGCCUGCGAAGAAGACGAGGUGAUACCAAUGCAACCAGAGAAAAUCCCAGAUCUCACUGAAGAAGACGAAGAGUGCGAAGUGUACGAGGAUGAAAACUUCGUGACUGUCUCUUCGAGCUUGACAUCUAGCGAUAAAUCUAGUAAAAUGUUAGAUCUUACGGAAGCAACUCCUCUGAGCUCGCCAGAUACGAGUGAUACUACCGGAAGCGACAUAUAUGAUAAAAUGCAAGGGGAUGCUGGAUACACCAGGGGCGACAUAUCUCCUGGAGAAAUGGAAAUGGGUGAAGGAAGUGGGACAGAUUUCACGGAUAUAUACACAUACACAUCAGGGUUUGAAUCGACGUUCGAAGGCAGUGGAACCAACGAGGUUACCGAAGAUGGUGAACUGUUUGCAACGGAAUUUGGAAUAACGGAAAUCGGCGUGACUGAAGAGAUCGAAUCCACCAUGGAUUCUACUGACGAAUCGACAGUUGAAUCGAUGACUGAGUCUGAUGGAACGGAUAUGACAACUGAGUCUGGUGCAUCUGAAAAAACAACUACUGGAUCGAGUGACGAGACUACCGAAAUGCUAGAGAGCACUGAGAGUGGACCAACCGAGGCCACGGAAUCCACUGAAUCCGGUCCAACAACGUCUUCGUCGGAAACCGAAAGCACGGUUACUGAGCAGACCAUUUCAACAGAAAUAACUCCUACCGAGGAAUCUGCAGUUACGUUCGAGACAACAUCAGAAGUAGUGGAAACGCGUGUGACUGGAGAAACAACAGAAUCAGGUGCCACCGAAGAAAGUACCGAAUCAGGAUCAACAGAACCAACGAUGUCUACGGAAUCAGGAGCUACAGAAGAAACCACAGAAUCUGGUGUAACGACAGAAAGUACGCCAAUAGAAAUCACUGAGUCAACAGAAUCUGGAGCUACGACAGAGCCUGGAGCUACGACAGAAUCUGGAGUUUCGACAGAAUCUGGAGCUACGACAGAGCCUGGAGCUACGACAGAAUCUGUAGCAACGGAAAUCACCGAAUCAACAGAAUCUGAAGCUACGGAAGUCACUGAAUCAACAGAAUCUGGAGCCACGACAGAAUCUGGAGCUACAACAGAAUCUGGAGCUACAAUAGAAUCUGGAGCUACAACAGAAUCCGGAGCCACAACAGAAUCUGGAGCCACAACAGAAUCUGGAGCCACAACAGAAUCUGGAGCCACAACAGAAUCUGGAGCCACAACAGAAUCUGGAGCUACAACAGAAUCUGGAACCACCAUAGAAUCUGGAGCCACGACAGAAUCUGGACCUACAGCAGAAUCAACAGAAUCUGGAGCAACUACUGAAACUACGGAAUCUGGUCCGACAGAAACUACCGAAUCUGGCAUGACAACAGAAUCUGGUAUGACUACAGAAUCUGGCAAAACAACAACAGAACAAACGACAGUGUUCGGCGAGACCACCGAAUCUGGCGCCACGACCGAAUCAGGAGAAACUACAGAGUCUGGUGUAACCACUGAGAGCGGUGAAACCACUGUGUCUGGCGUAACUGAUACUACUGUUUCUGGAUUGACACCGGUCACUGAGGAAGCAAAAUCGGAAGUAACUGAGAAGAUAGACAAACUAUCCGGAUUCUGGACGACCAUUAGCCCAGAAGAAAUCACGCGCAAGCAUCGCGUGUGCAAAGUGCUGAGGAAGAAGACCUGCAAGGCCUCGCCCUUCGGUUGUUGUUAUGAUGGAAUUACUACGGCUGAAGGACCGUUUGGCCAAGGAUGUCCCACGGUGCAGACUUGCAACGACACUAAAUAUGGUUGUUGUUCGGAUGGAGUGUCUGCAGCCACUGGUCCGGAGAACCAAGGUUGUCCCGAAUCGCACUGCAAGGAAACGUUGUUCGGUUGUUGCCCUGAUGGAAUUGUCGCUGCUGAGGGCAACGACUUCGAAGGAUGCAAGAAACCUUGCAGCGAAACAGAAUUUGGAUGUUGUCCGGAUAACGAGACUCCAGCUAGCGGAAAGGAUAAUAUCGGAUGCUGCAAUGUCACUGAAUUUGGUUGCUGUCCUGAUGGAAUUAAGCCCGCUUCUGGACCAAAUGAAGAAGGUUGCGAAGAGGAAAUUACUUCUGUCACACCUCUCACAGAAGAGUAUGAAACAACUACAGUACAGGAAGAUUGCGCAAAUACCACUUACGGAUGUUGUCCGGAUGGUAUUUCGACUGCUACUGGCGCAAACUUCGCAGGAUGCGGUGUUAUCAAUGCAGAGAACUGCACUAUAUCGUACUUUGGAUGUUGUCCUGAUGGCGCCUCACCAGCUUUGGGUCCCAACAACUAUGGCUGCCACAUGCCCUGCGAAAACAGUACUUAUGGCUGUUGCGAUGACGGUAGCACUCCUGCUCAUGGUCCAAACAGAGAGGGUUGUUGUCUAUCGACACCGUUCAAGUGCUGUCCAGACAACAUACUUCCAGCUCGCGGUCCAGAUUUCUACGGUUGUGGCUGUCAAUACUCGAGAUUCGGAUGCUGUCCAGAUAACAGCACCGCUGCUCGUGGUCCAAACAACGAGGGCUGCGGUUGCAAGUAUACACCUAAUGGUUGCUGUCCUAACCGCUUCACCCCGGCCACAGGACCAAAUUACGAGGGUUGUCCGUGUUAUACGUAUCAGUUUGGUUGCUGCCCUGAUGGUGUCACCAUCGCUAAAGGACCUCAUGGACAAGGCUGCGGUUGUGAGAACACAGAAUUCAAGUGCUGCUCAGAUGGAAGAACUCCAGCAAAGGGUCCAAACUUCGCUGGAUGCACUUGUGAUACCUCGAAGUAUGGAUGUUGUCCCGAUGGGGUGGAAGAAGCUCAAGGAGAGAACUUCGAGGGCUGUCUGUCUGUUCCAUCUACUCCUGGGGCAGCGUGUGCUUUGGAGAAAGAUAGAGGACCAUGUCGGGACUUCACCGUCAAAUGGUACUUCGACACGGAGUAUGGUGGUUGCUCGCGGUUCUGGUAUGGAGGUUGCGAGGGUAACGAGAAUCGAUUCAAAACGCAGGAAGAGUGUAAGCAAGUGUGUGUGCAACCCAAAGGAAAAGAUUCAUGUAACCUGCCAAAAAUCUCUGGGCCCUGUGAGGGCUAUUUCCCUACUUGGUAUUACGACUCUGGAAGAAAACAGUGUGGUCAAUUUGUCUAUGGUGGUUGUCUCGGAAACGCGAAUAAAUUUAAAACGAAAGAAGAAUGUGAAGAGCUUUGUGUCACUCCCGAUGAUUUGGAUCCGUGCGAACAGUCGAAAGAGCCAGGUCCCUGCGAAGGCAACUUCACCAAAUGGUAUUUCAACGCAGAAUCGCAAGCCUGCGAGCAAUUCCGCUACGGUGGAUGCAAAGGAAAUGAUAACAACUUCGCGACGGAAAUCGCUUGCCACCAACAAUGCUUGCAACCAGGGAGGACACGAGUAAAACUGACAGACGUGUGCCGCCUGGAGAAAGAUCCGGGCCCUUGUCCGGGCUCUGUGUUACGCUGGUAUUAUGACGCCGUGCGUCAGAUGUGUAGCCAAUUUGUUUACGGCGGUUGUAAAGGCAAUGUCAAUAGAUUCCUUACACGUGCUGCCUGUGAGCAGCGCUGCCCCGUAAAAGAGCAAGACACCUGUCUCUUGCCCGCGCUUUUGGGAGAAUGCCACAAUUAUACUCAACGAUGGUACUACGAUUCGUACGAACAACAAUGUAGACAAUUCUACUAUGGUGGUUGCGGCGGGAACGAGAAUAAUUUUGUUACCGAACAAGAUUGCUUUAACAGGUGCCAAACCAGUACUAGCACCAUCACACCAUCGGAAGAGGACGGAUUUAGACCAGAUUUCUGCUUUCUUUCGAAGUAUACCGGUCAAUGCUCCGAAGAACACGUCAAAUGGUUCUACGACAGCGGCGAUGGUGUCUGCAAGCAAUUUGUGUAUAGCGGCUGCCAGAGCAAUGGAAAUAAUUUCGACAGUCACGAAGAGUGCGAAUAUCGAUGUGGAGAUGUUCAAGAUCCAUGUACUCUACCCAAAGUCGUUGGUCCCUGCAAUGGUGUCGUUAGACAAUACUACUACGAUCAUCAAUCAGAUUCUUGCUACGAAUUCGAAUAUAGCGGUUGCCAGGGUAAUAAGAAUCGUUUCCAGGAUAAAGAAUCUUGCGAAAGGAAGUGUCAGAAACGUGUUCAAACAGAAAAACCUGCAAAUGUUACUGUCCCACCUAUUGUAUCAGUUGAAACUGCCUCGAAGAACCCGAUUUGUUACAAGACUGUCGAUCCUGGUUCUUGCAAUGGCGAUAUCACCGCUUAUUACUAUGAUUCACAAAAUCAGUUGUGUCAGGCGUUUAUCUAUGGCGGCUGUGAAGGAAACGCGAAUAGGUUCCAGACGGAAGAACAGUGCGAACGUCUUUGCGGAAAAUUCCAUGGUCAAGAUAUGUGUAACCUACCAGUGGAUUCUGGCGUUUGCAGAGGCUCUUUCGCAAAAUACUACUACGAUUAUGUCAGUCGCGUUUGUCGCGAGUUUCUGUACGGUGGAUGUGAAGGUAACGCGAAUAGAUUCAGCACGAUGACAGAGUGUGAAUCGAUUUGCAUUCAUCACGAAGAACCCGUGCCACCUGGAAACGGUACCAGCCUCUCAAGCUUGUCGAUUUGCAAAGAACCGGUCGACACAGGAUCUUGUGCUUCGGGUCGACAUGAUUCUACCAAGCGAUUCUAUUUUGACGACGAACAACAAACAUGUCGAGGGUUCAUUUACACUGGAUGCGGUGGAAAUCGUAACAGAUUCAAGACCUUCGAGUCUUGCAUUAGCACUUGUCUUACCAGUAAGUCGACUACUAACGAGAUCGACUCCGAAGAGAAUAAAAAGGAUCCUUGUGCGGAAGCUCGCGAGGAAUGCAAUAUGAUUCGUUGUCCUUACGGCAAAGAGGAGUUCGUAGAUUCUCAGGAUUGCGGACGAUGUCGUUGCGUGGAUCCUUGCAGGACACAGGUUUGUCCCGAUGACACCAAAUGUGCCAUUACUCUGGUUGGUACCGAGGAUGGCACCGAAUACAGAGGAGUUUGUAGAUCAGUUACGAAACCAGGCCGCUGUCCGAGCGUAUCGAACAGCACAAGAUGCGAACAGGAAUGUCUCACAGACGCUGAUUGCGCCGGAGAAAUGAAAUGUUGUAACAAUGGCUGCGGCGCUUCCUGUCUUGAACCCGCUGUCGAUGAAGUUCUAUCGACUACUCCACGACCGGUAAUCACUGCACGGCCGGUUGGUUCGGAACCAGCUUCGAUCAAGCCACCGGAAGAACCAAACGUGAGCGCUCAGGAGGGUGGCUAUGUGACAUUGAAGUGUGUUGCUUUCGGACAUCCAAAACCAACCAUAACGUGGAGGAAGGGCACAAUGCUGAUUGCAGCUUCAGAGAGCAGGCGUCGCAUAUUGCUCGAUGGUUCUCUUCAGAUCAUUAAUUUAGACCGAUACGACGGUGGAACAUAUGUCUGCACAGCUGACAAUGGUUUAGGACCACCGGUAAGAGUGGAAUACCAAUUGGUGGUCACAGAACCGAGAGAACUGGCUGCGGCUAUCAUUGGAGAGCCUAACACUAGCGUGACGGUUACCAUGAAUUCGCCCAUAUCUCUGCACUGCUACGCGUGGGGUUGGCCUAGGCCUUUUGUCACUUGGUGGCAAGGCGAUCGCAUGUUACCACUGUCUUCGGAAAUUUACGAACAGGAUUCCGACUACACGCUUUUGAUCCGAACCGUCACGUUGCCCACGUUGGGCGUUUACACAUGUCAAGCGUUUAACGCGAUUGGCAGAGCUGCCUCUUGGUCGGUGAUAUUACAAGCUGUCGGUCCAGUGUACAACAUCAAUCCCGAAUACGAACAAUAUCUCAAGUAUCUGGUCGAUCCUCCUAAAAAAGAUGAGAAUAUUCAAUACCCCUAUAGACCUAACAGAACUCAAACUAUUGACUUUCAUACCUAUGGAUUUGUGUCCACGACCAGACAAACACAUAUUUCUACAGUCAAUCCUAUUGGAUAUACUACUUUGGACUUUGCUUCGAGGUUCAGAGUGCCUGUCACGGCCAACAUAUCGAUAGGACAAAACCAAUUCCCAGAAGGUAGUGACGUUACUAUCGCUUGUAACGUCGAUGGGUAUCCGAUACCUCGAGUAUUUUGGUACAAAGAUAACGAGCUGAUUCACCAAAACAAUCGAAUUCAAAUUACUGAUUUGAACAGACUUGUGAUCAGCGACGCAAAUCGAGAAGACUCUGGUCAAUACCGUUGCGAAGCGAACAAUGAUUAUUCGUCUGCUUUUGCGAUGGUGGAUAUACAAGUUGCUGGAAUCUUCAUUCACCCUAAUUGCCAGGACAACUCGUUCUUCGCGAAGUGUGACCUGAUCGUAAAAGCAAGAUACUGUACGCACAAAUACUAUGCGAAGUUCUGCUGCCGAUCCUGUACCGAGGCCGGCCAGCUUCCUUCUAGAGGGCCUCACCUAAACACAUCGAGAAGGAGGCGAAGGUACAUCCUGAAGAAUCUCGUCUAAGAAAGUUUCGUUUGCUUCAUGCAAGCCCGAUGAACAAAGCAGAGCAAUUACGAUAAGGUCUCUCUUGCAUAGUUCAAUUAAUAUUGUUAAUAAAAUUUGACAAGUCACAAGUUUUCAGCACUAAUGAAUUUUGAGAAGAAAAAAUAUAAAUUUCCCAAAUUAUGAGACUACUAAUUAUCUUACUUGGAUGGAAUAUGGAAUAGAAAAAUUAAGAAUUCCAGGACAUGAUGUAGUGAAAUUAUUAAAAAUUCUACGACAUAGGAUUAUAAAAUUACUAAAGAUUCGAUGGCAUAGGAUAGUAAAAUUAUUAAAAAUUCCAGGGUGUAGGAUCGUAAAACCUCGAAAAAAAAGUUUACAAUCUAUGAAUUGUAGCUUGUCAAAUUCACUAUUAUCAUGCAAAAGAGACGUCUGAAAAAAAGAAGACUCGACUCUCAAAUAUAUCGUUACUAAAGAAACGAAGGAGGACGACGACGAGGCCGCGUGGUCAUUCGAUCCGAUUCGAGGACGCAGAACUCCUCUGUCUCGAGCACGUGCCGCAACGUGAUGUUAAUUCACUGCCAAAGCCUUAGAACGUCUAUACAUAGAUACUUUUAAUAUAUAAUUAAGCAACAGCGAGACGGAAGAGCGCGAGAACGAGAGUUGCACAACGAGACAUAAAAUGAUUUGAUCGUUGCCGUUUCUUCUUUUUCUUCAAUUCUGUUUCAACGUCGUCGUUCGUCGUUGUUCGUUUUAUGUAUGUAUAUACGAUCUGACGCUGGAAUCCUAGUCGGUCGAAGCCAUAUCAGGAUAGGAAUGAUCGCUGUCCUCCGGGGAACGAGAGAAAGCGCAUCUCGAUCGAUUAAUCGAUCGAUAACAUUUGCUCUUCUUUUCAUUUUACUUUCCGUUUGGUUCGCGUUCCAGUCGUUGGCCAUCUCAGAAUAUAAUCUGGAAUCAUGCGAUGAAAUACAGAAAAUGAAAGCCGAAAUAGCUAGUGAAGAUAUAGUCGAGGAAAAAUAAUUUAGCAAUUUAUGAAUAAACCUAGGUUCUAAACGAUCUUUUUUUUGAAUAUCCAAUCCUUGCAAAAUUAUUUUUCUCUAACGUAAACAAUUCGACAAUUCAUCAAAUAUUCUAAAAUUCUCUCUUUGUUUUAUCAUUUAAUGUAUUCUAAGUUAAGAAAUAAAAAGAUUCAAAAUUCUAAAAUACUCCAUUACAUAUCUUAGUUUUAGAUUUAAAACAAAAAUCAUACAUUUGCGAUAAUAAUGUAUUCUGUUAAAUUUUAACAAAAAUUUAAGCUCUUGAGGAUAGAGUAAAAGAUAUUCGCAAGGUUCCAAGGAAGUCGUCACGAUGAAUCCAUACGACAACGCGAUGUAUCGAUCAAUCUGAUUCUGCAAGUGAACGAGCUUCGUAAAAUAGACACGUCAGGGGAACAAAAAAAAUGUCGCGAAAGAACGAGUUAAGAUUGCUAUAUCUUUUUUUCUUUUUUUCAGCGGAUAGAUCGCAUUAAGCGAUCGUAUAAAAUGAAAAGAAAAGAAGAAAUAGUGAAUUUGGGGGAGGGGGGAACUUGUACCUAUUUGUAUGAAGCAUACAAAUAUACGCACGUUACGUUGUAAAAUAUAAAUAGUUUAUUACGCAGUACACCAUUUAUAUACUCUAUAAUACUGUUACUACUUAUAUCCCUUAUCGAUAUUCCGAUAUAUUGCCAUAACACAAAACAAUCCUUUGUCAAUGAACAACAUUUUACGGUUAUCAUAGCGACGAUUAAGAAUGGCGAAGGUGCAACAUCGUGACGACAAUAUGCUGGCUCGUAAAAUGAGUAAGAAUGGGAGGAAUUGGAAAAAAAUGAAAUGAAAAAUGUUUCGUUUUGAAAAUUGUAUAAUAGAUUAAUAAACAUAUCGAUAAAAUUAGAAAGGUUUCGGUGGUUACAAUUUUAUUUGCAAAGCUCGUUAAAAACAGGAUAGAACAAUUUAGUCGUUAGAGGUUAAUAACAAUUUACAAGCAUUUAUCAGUAAUUCAAUCACGAUACGCAUCUUCUUUCACCAUAUUAACGUGUUGCAUUUAUAUAUUUGUUCCUGAACAUUGUAAUCGUAAUGUUAACUACACACUGUUACUAUGUAUAGCGUAUCAUCUAUGAAGCCUCGAUGUUUGAGAAUAAGAGCAUAAGUUGUGUCAAUUCCGAACUUAUCAAAAAGUAGCGUGAAACUCUUAUAUGAAAUUAUUUCCUUUUCUUACACGAUAUUAUAUUCUAACAAGUUAGAAACGACAUAUUUUUUCUUAAUAAAGCUGACCCCAAUUUUGAUACAUUAUCUCUUUUUCACAAAAAUAUAGGAAACAAUGUAUUUCUAUUACUAAUUGACAAAAAAGAAGUUCAGGAAGGUUCAAUCAACAAAGGGUUAAUUUCAAUUUAGAGUGAAAGAAGGUUACAUAACAUUGGAAAAUUGUAUGCGUACUUCGUUCCAACAUCGGUAAGAGAUAAUUUAUGCUUUUAAUCUUGAAGUGUCGCAAAAAUAUCAGUAGCUUGUAGCGUAUCAAAAUUCUGAAAGAAGGUACCAAAAGCAUUUAUAAUUAUAUAUAAAUAUUAUAGAUAUACUGUAAGCGUAAGUUUUACUCGAUAAUGGAAAGAAUCCACGGAACUGUAGGAAAAAAAAGGACAUUCUUCUUUCGUCUGAUCGUUUCAGUCACAGUAAAUGACAGUGCCUUAUUAGAAGCCCUUCGAAAGUGUCGAGGAAGGAGUGCUAAAUAAAACUUUACAUACAGAUUACCGUUAGUGUAAAUACGAAAAUAGUAGUAUACGCGAAGCAGAACGAAUUGUCCGAAGAUUUUCAAUCGCAGAAAUUUACUGAUAGUCACUAAAAAGAAAAAGAUAUUAGACGAUCGUACCAAAGUGUGAAAAAGCUAUUCCUCCGAUAUUUUACGUUUCCUUAUCGAAUAAAAUAUAUAUGUAUAUAUAUAAAUACAUAUAUUUUAUUCUUAUAUUAUUUCCUAAUUACGUAUCAAACGUAUGAAGACCACAAGUGGAAAUAUGACUCAAGUCACAUUUUUUCUAGCGAGUCUUUUAUAGAAGAGCAAUUUUAAAAUUCGAUGUUAUUGUACAUUCGAUAUUAUAUUAAUGAAGUUAAAGCAACAUAAUUGUUCGUUUCGUAUAAAAUAUUAUAGGUUUAUCAUUUAUCACAAAAUGCCCUUUUUGAACUAUUUCAUAUUAAAAUAGUCGUAACAAAUGUAUAACAAACAUAUUAAAAUUUUAUAUUAAAAUACGUGUAACAAAAUAAUGAGAAAAUCAACAAAAGUGAACUUGUCAUACUUUUCCCAUGUGUGGUCUUUAUGUAUAGUAGAAUCUAGAUAAAAUUUGGAAAUUGUGACAAUCACAGUAUUGCUUUAAAAGAAAUGAAGCAUGUAAACCUUUAUUAUCGUUUUCUUCAUUUACCCGGAGGAAUCGUAGCAAGAAAGGAAAGAAACAAGGAAUAAUGGAAAGAUAUUGAGUACUCUUCUCCUCCGUACUCCUUUAGAUAUGACCAAACUAGACAUGACACGAUUGUAGUAACGUAGUAACACGACAUUAUUUAGUAAAUGUAUAAAUAGCAUAAAUUCUCUUAGUUUACAUAGAUUUCUUAGAUACAUAUCCUACUGAUUCCAUAUCGGUAACAAACAAAAAAAUACAAAAAAAAAAAAAGAAGAAGCUAAAGAAAAUGUAACGUAGAAAAGAAUGUAUCGUGUUUAUUACAAGAAAUGAUAACGCAAGGAAAGAACAAAAGGUACAUGACGUCAAGCAAGUUGUUUCGGUAGAUUUUCUCUAUUCUAUAGUAAAUAAUUUAUAUUUCUACCGUGUGAUUUUAAAGUCUAUACAAUGGCAACAUAUUCACUUACACGUUAUACACUGGACAUGUAUAUAAUCAUCCCUGUAUUACGUACUGUACUCGUUUAAACGACCUAUCUUACAGACCGCUGGACAAUUCCUUGUGGAAACUUUGUAAAAUUCGUAGAAACGAUCGUGACCGGUUGAUUCGUCGAUUUUCAAUCAAUUUUCCAAAUAUCAAUGCGUUUUCUUUUUGUAACACAAAGGUAGUGCGAUAAUGAUAAUUAACAUAUAGUGAUGUUUAGAAUGGCUAUGAUAGUUAUAACAAUAUAUUAUAAUUAUAUACGCAAAUAAUCAAGGAUUUAAGAUAAUAUAGUAGAACUAUUGAUUCGUGUAAUGAAUAAUUUUAGUCAGUUAUUUAGAACUUGAACUUUGUGAAUUUAAACGUUUUGGAAAAUAUAAGUGGAAAUAGGAUCUUUCUAUACGAGUAAUCUUGAAAUUCAUUUCACUUCUUUUUCUACGUGUUUUACAGUUUUGAGAAACGCAUUUCAUUUAAUUUCUAUAGAAUAAAAUUAAACAAAAAUAUGCAAUGGAACGUACCUCGCGUAGAAUCAACAGAAGUCUUUUCAAAAAAUUUUGUUUUAAUAUUCUCAUAUAAACUAAAGAGAGUGAAGAAAAUUCUUAACGAGUCAGCUACGAUUUACGAUUGUUGCUACGAAUACACCGACGAAGGAUUUAAGCGUAAGUUACAUGAGAAAAAUACGAGGAAACAAGAAAAUUCGCCAAAAAAGAGAAAAGUGAAAGACAUGAAGAUUAGAUUAAUUAUACAAAUUCGUGUCUCUAAUGUAUUAUCACACACAUCGCGACAGUGCUAAAGAUUUUAGUGAUUUUAGUACUUGUAAGUUAUACCUUAGGUAACGAUUAAUAUAAUAUAAAUAUAUAUAUAAUUAUAUAUAUAUAUAUAUAUAAAAUAAAGGUAGAAAUGAAGUAAUGCCACUAUACAAACAUUGUAUGGACAAUAAUAAUAUAUAAGAUCCUUAAAUAUAUGAUUAAACGAUUA
This is a messenger RNA of Bombus pascuorum, 13587 nucleotides long. It is a transcript of the gene Ppn, whose product is annotated as papilin. Bases 203 to 8758 code for a protein of 2851 amino acids. Lineage: Eukaryota; Metazoa; Arthropoda; Insecta; Hymenoptera; Apidae. Gene Ontology annotation, cellular component: extracellular matrix; extracellular region. Gene Ontology annotation, biological process: extracellular matrix organization. Gene Ontology annotation, molecular function: serine-type endopeptidase inhibitor activity; metalloendopeptidase activity. The record is from RefSeq and is a predicted model, not a curated record. The transcript is spliced from 39 exons.